AUGUCUUACACCGAAAUGAGUUCUAAAGCUAAGGGUAGUAUCUCGUCGCUUAGCUCAACGAAUCGACCUGUCGCUUCAGAGACUCCUGAUUUCUUCAGCCAAAAAUCACUGGUUUCUAAAACCACCACUGAUCUGGAUACUAAUCCAGUGCUUAGCGACAUCUCGCUCCCUGCUACUCUAGAGAACUCAAAAGAAGAUGAAAUAGAACGACAUGUUACUGUUGGAUUGCCUUACAAUCAUCCGAAUAAAUCUCAGUUUCACGCCUCCUCCGCGAAACCUAAACUUUCUCCACUUCAAACCAUUGAUGUGCCAAUGAGUUACAAUGACGGGGCUUCGAAAGGCUUUGGCAAAGAAACAUCAAUAGAGUCCGCAUACUCCAGUCCAGAAACGCCUCAUUCAGAUCUUGAACAGAAUACUUUCAUUCCUCGGCCAUACCCGGUUCCCUUGGAGAGUAGUGCUCGUACUAAAAGGUCCAGUAUCUACCACGCAAAAGCAACUGCAGCGAUACCGAUGAGAGGGUUCAGUCAUGCUUCAAAGUCAAUGCAUUUUGAGAUUGAUGACAAGACAUCAGUAAAAAGCAUCUCUUCGUCUCUCACCGCCUCGUUUUCCAAAAGCUUUCUUUUCGGCUUCUACAACAACUAUAAGAAUGGCGACAAGCCUCCGAAGAGUAUCCUUUCCAAAGAAUACUGGAUGAAAGAUGAGAGUGCGAAAGACUGCUUCGCAUGCGCGAAGCCAUUUACUACCUUUAGGCGAAAACACCACUGUCGCAUUUGCGGUCAAAUAUUUUGUGGGAACUGUAGUUUCCUCAUUGAUGGCGGUAAAUAUCAACAUGCCGGCAAAAUGAGGGUCUGUCGUAACUGUCAUACACAUUUCGAUUCCCUGAAUGAUUCUAGCGAUGAAUCGUCCAUAGAAGACUGCGAGCAAAGCGUGCAAGAGGAGUCACCUGGAAACUCUCCAGAAAAACGGCUCCCAAACUCUGACAUGUUUUUGUUGAAGGAUGAUGAAGUCCAAAGUAUUUUAACAAAUGGCGAGGGUGCCAACAUGUUCUGCUCUACGCCGCCGCCACCGCCCAGGAUGGCUAUUCCUGCUACAAGGCAGGGAGGAUCUCUUGAGAUAUCAGUUCCUAGCAUCACAAGUCUCAAGUCAGUUGAAAACAGUUCCAGGCAUAUGCCAAGUAUGAGAGAUAGAUAUACACUAAGAGAUGUCGACAUGAUGCAACCUUAUAACAAAAGUGAGAGCGGUGCGACAUUCAGAACUAGCCGUCAGCAUGCCCAGGGAUUACACGGGAAUUUUCCUCACAUUUCAAAUUUGAAGCAUUCAAUCUCUAACUACAUUUCAAACAACCCGACAACAGAUAUCCAUCAAAAGACGCCUCAUUCCUCCAACUCAGUCAUUGCUAACCUCUCUAACAAUGAUUUCAAAUUCGAGUUCAACUAUGGACUCAAAAACUUUCAAGACUUUUUGAGUACAAGCGGUACAACACCGUCCUACCUUGAUCGCCGACAAAGUAAGCGCACUGAGUCGUCUCCUGUCUUGGCUACCUAUCAGGAAGGCGUUCAAGCGGACUCAGAAUCCAAAUAUAGCGAUGAAGGGUCUGAGGAUGAGCGUUCUAUGUCAUUAUAUGCCGCACUGAACGAUUCUCAUCAAGAUGCAAACUUUAUGAGACCAAUGAGAAACAGCAAAAAGUCACUCCAGAGGGCCCAGGCAUCACUACAAAGAAUGAGGUCACGUAGAAAGAGCAAAAGCCGCGCUCAUCUAAAUCCGAACAUUAGCCGCAAGCAAUUCGAAUUUUUGAACCAUAGUAGCCCUGAUCUCAAUACAACGGUCAAUGAAGAACAGUCGGACAGAACGAUUGAAUCGACCACCAGCUUAGCGAGACUCAAACCACGCAGCGAUGCGAGUUCUACAAGAGAUAUGAAGCGUAUCAUUUCGACAGCAUCUGUUUUGAGGCUUAAAUCUAAGGAAAACAAGAAUGAACUAAAUGAUGUUUCACAACUGCAUAUGGACGCUUUGCUGAGGCAAGUGCUAAAUGAUCAAAAUGUCGAUAAUGUUGGCGGGUGGAUAGAUAUUUUCAAACCAAUUUUGCAAGCAUUACAGUCUAUUCAGUUGGAUGCAAGAAACCUCAAUGGGCUUGAUUUCAAACAGCACUAUGUUAAGAUAAAGAGAAUAGAUGGCGCGAGUAUCACGGACUCCAAAUUUGUUAAUGGGGUCAUAUAUUCCAAAAAUGUCCCUUUGAAAACGAUGCCACGACUGUUGAAAACCCCUAGGAUUCUUCUCAUUAUGUUUCCUUUAGAAUAUCAAAAGAAUGAGAAUCAAUUUAUGAGCAUAGAUUCCGUUUUGGCUCAGGAAAGAGAAUACUUGAAGAAACUAGUCCUUAGAUUGACGUCUCUAAAUCCCGACUUGAUACUGAUAGGCGCCAAUGUAAGUGGAUACGCAUUGGAACUCUUGAACAAGGCUGGAAUCACAGUUCAGUUCAACAUGAAACCUCAAGUUAUUGAGCGAAUCUCGAAGUUGACGGAGUCCAGUAUUGCCAUUACCGUCGAUAAACUGGCAACAAAUAUGAAACUUGGUACUUGCUCCUCUUUUGAGAUUCGCACAUUUUGCUUUGGAAACAUAGUCAAGGCCUAUACAUUCUUGGAAGGCUGUAAAGCUUCCAUGGGUGGUACCAUCCUUUUAAGAGGAUCUCGUUCGGACGUUUUGCGAAAAAUUAAAGAUAUAACCGAAUUCAUGGUGUACUCUGUUUUCUCCCUGAAGUCAGAAAGUUCGUUUUUCAGUGACAAUCUAUUACAAUUGUCUGUCGGCUAUUAUAAGAGAAUUGCAGAUGAACGUAAUGUCUCAUUAGCACCGGGCUAUUUUACGGACUUUAUCGACAAAUUUCACCAAAGAAUUCUAUCCGUAUCGCCAACUGUCGAAUUCCCCAUUCCUUUUCUUCUAGAAAAAGCGCGGGAACUGGAGAUCCAAUUAAUUCGCAAGGAGAAGGAGGGUGAGACACUUCUCAAGACCACGGUAGAUCAAAGCUACAGUAUAAAUAAAAAAAUCCAAGAUCUAGGUUUGGAACCUGCCUUAACCAGCCAAGAUUUAAAGAACCUUGUGAAGUUUGUUCACGAUAAGGAGGUUGAAGAUUUGAAGUCGCGUUUCAAAUGGCGAAGCCGGCAGUGGGAGUUGUCCUACGCUCUCUCAAAAAACAUGCUUGGUACAGGCUCCCACCAAACUAUCAACGUCUUGUACUCUAUGAUCUCAAAAAAGACAGCGACGCCGUGCAUUGGGCCUCAGAUGGUAAGCAUAGAUUUUUUUUGGGAUACAGAUAUUUCAAUCGGACAAUUCAUAGAAAAUAUUGUUGCGACUGCCAGCCACCCAUGCGGGUAUGAUUGUGGAAGUCCACUUCUCGACCACUAUCGAAGCUACGUUCAUGGCACGGGUAAAGUAGAUGUUCUAAUCGAACAGUUCCAAAGCAGGUUGCCUUCUUUGAGAAAUAUUCUUUUGACUUGGAGCUAUUGCAAAGCAUGCAAUAGCUCUACUCCUAUUCUUCAAAUGAGCGAAAAAACUUGGAACUAUUCCUUUGGAAAAUAUCUUGAACUGAUUUUCUGGAGUCGAAACGAGGCCAUUAAAACAAUCGGAAAUUGCUGUCAUGACUUCACAAAGGAUCACGUCAAGUACUUCGGGCUGAAUGAUUUGAUGGUCAGGAUGGAAUAUUCAGACAUUGAAGUUCAUGAACUUAUUACUCCGCGCUCUAAAAUAACCUGGAAACCCGAUAUCGAUAUAAAGCUCAAAGUCGAACUCUAUUAUCAAAUAUUAGAGAAAAUCAAUAAUUUUUAUGCGAGUGUGAAUGACAGGCUGCUGAGAAUUAAGCUAGAUAGCAUGUCAACCGAGCGCGUUUCUGCUGGAGAAGGCAAAAUUCGAGAUCUCAAAAGUAAGGCCUCGGAGGAAAAAGAAAACCUGACUCAACUGACUGAGUCAAUCUACCGCAACACGCCUGGCGACCAGCACCUUCCUCUCAAUGGAAUUAUACGGUCGCUUCACAACAAUGCUGCUGGUUGGGACUUUGAAUUCAUUGAAUUCGAGAAGACUUUUUUACCAUCUGAAAAGGAUGUUGCCAGAAUAACUGCCGUGCAGCUGAAGAAGCUUUUCACCGAUGCUGUAAGGAAUGAGGAAGAGCACAGGGCCCGCGCAGGAACUACUCUUGACACAUUUCACGACUAUGGGUCAUCGUUGGCUAUGGAUCAGCACCUUCCGAUUAGUUGUAUGGAUAGUUCAUUGCCAAAAGAGUCCGACUUAUCGAGCACUCGAAAGGGCUCAAACGCUGAAAAUACAAAAGAACACAAAGACUUAAAUACAGAAGAGCAAUAUCACAACUCUCGGCCUCCCAUGAUUCAUCACAGAACUGCACCAACAUUGAAAAAGGCUUCAUUGCAUGGAGCACUGUCGCUAACUAAGGAUGAUAUAUCAGUGGAUUGCAUUGAUUCAGUAGAUAAUCUUUCUUUACCGUCAUUCCAGCAAGCCAGUGCUUUCAGGAGAACUUCAUCCAUGGAACUCUCCGAUAGGGGGACGAAGGCUCCUCUUUGCUUGAGGAGUCACAGUAUUGGAAGUAACAGAAGUAACAGUACACUUCAUACAAAGGACCAAAGUCCGGGGGGUAAAGUUGGUCAACUUGCAAACUUUUUCGAUCAAAUCCACUUUGACGCCCUAUCCAAAGAAUUUGAAUUACAGAGAGAAUUUGAAAGAUUGCAGCUAAAUAAGAACAAGUAUAAAGCUGUUCGAGUCGAGCCAUCGAAACCUAUCGUGGAAAUUUAUAAAAACGUCAAAGAUGCCGUCGAUGGACCUUUGCAUACAGAAAAUCAGAAACAUAAUCCUCACUUUGCUGAUUUUGGUCAUCAAUGGAACGAGGCUGGUCGUUGUACCAGCGACGUGCCCUCUACGAGUAACGCAUUAGGAAACAAAUUAGAACAUUCUAUUCACCAAUGGGGUGAGCAGAUUCUACGCAACGACGAUGAAGCUGAAGGUGAAAGGAAUACGUGGGUUUCUGCCGAAAGUGAGAAAAAUCGCAGUGGCGAAAUGGGGUCUCCACCCAUUACAUCACAUUCAAAGGACCACGAAAACAGUGCCUCUCAACCGGAAAGGUCGUCCUUGAUGAAAACACUAGCAAAUUUCUGGGCAGAUCGCUCUGCGACCUUGUGGAAAUCGUUAGACUAUCCCACUUCAUCAACGGAACAUAUUUUUGUAGACAGUUCGGUGAUUAUUAGAGAAGAUGAGCCCUGUUCCUUAAUAGCGUUUUGUUUGAGCUCAACAGAUUACCUGCAAAAAAUCAAUUCUUCUUUCUCGCUGAGUAGGACGAAUGGCUCAGAUAGUAAAUCUCAAGCCCUGCACAAUGAAGUUAGCGAUGCUGCCACUUUGACGAGCACGGAAAAAGAAAAUAAUGACGACAAUAAGUCAGGACAUGAAACCUACGCAAAGACAGACUUCAUGCUAGACAAUAAAAGCUCACCACUUCAACAUACAGCGAGGUCAGAAUACAACAAGGACGUUCACUCCGAAAACACUGAUAACAAAACUGCGGACAAGGCCGGAAAAUCCAACUUGGAACUAGUUAUGACUAAGAAAACAGCCAUGCAUCUCAGAUAUCAAUUCCAAGACAACAAUUCCAUUAUGUCCUGCAAAAUAUUUUUUGCGGAACAGUUUGAUGCAUUCCGUAAAACUUGUGGUUGCGAAGAUAAUUUUAUACAAAGUCUCUCAAGGUGUAUCAAAUGGGACUCCAGUGGUGGAAAGAGUGGUAGCGCUUUUUUGAAAACGCUCGAUAAUCGAUUUGUGAUAAAAGAAUUGUCUCACACUGAAUUAGAUUCUUUCAUUAAAUUCGCCCCCAGCUACUUUGAGUACAUGGCCCAAGCAAUGUUCCACGAUCUUCCAACUGCUUUAGCAAAGGUAUUUGGAUUUUAUCAAAUACAAACCAAAAAUUCAGAAAGUGGGAAAAGUUUCAAGAUGGAUGUUCUUAUAAUGGAAAAUCUCUUCUACAACAAAAAGACAUCCAGAAUUUUUGACCUCAAAGGUUCUAUGAGGAAUCGACACGUCAAGCAGACAGGCAAAGAAAAUGAAGUUUUACUGGAUGAAAACAUGGUCGAGUACAUUUAUGAGUCGCCGAUUUUCGUGCGCGAAUAUGACAAAAAGCUUCUGCGAGCUUCCUUGUGGAAUGACACCCUAUUUUUGGCUAAAAUGAAUGUUAUGGAUUAUUCUCUUGUCGUUGGUGUGGAUAGCAAUGAUCACACCUUGACCGUUGGUAUAAUUGAUUUUAUCAGGACUUUUACUUGGGACAAGAAGCUUGAAAGCUGGGUCAAGGAGAGAGGAUUCGUUGGCGGUAGUACUAAGGAACCGACUGUAGUGACACCCAGGCAGUACAAAAAUAGAUUUAGGGUAGCUAUGGAGCGGUAUAUUCUCAUGGUGCCUGAUCCAUGGUUUCAAGAAAGCCAUAAUUAG
This is a messenger RNA of Lachancea nothofagi CBS 11611, 6465 nucleotides long. Lineage: Eukaryota; Fungi; Ascomycota; Saccharomycetes; Saccharomycetales; Saccharomycetaceae. The record is from the annotation of a GenBank genome assembly.